Messenger RNA from Mucor velutinosus, 3291 nucleotides. RefSeq lists its product as uncharacterized. Bases 1 to 3291 code for a protein of 1096 amino acids. Gene Ontology annotation, cellular component: cytoplasm. The transcript has 11 exons. Lineage: Eukaryota; Fungi; Mucoromycota; Mucoromycetes; Mucorales; Mucoraceae. The record is from RefSeq and is a predicted model, not a curated record.
AUGGGACCCAAAUACGAGCCUCGCUCCAAGAUUUAUGAUUUGGAUCCAAUAGAAGCCGAUGAUGAACUCGAUUUGGAAAUGAGCAGACUUUACGCGGAGCAUCGCAACGUGGCCAUGAACAAGUCUGAAAUUGAGCUUCACAAUUACUUACAAGACAAGGCAUCACAAAACAAGAAGGAAUACAAUGAGGUCAUCCUAGCGCUAUUGUACGGCGCUUUGACAGAGACAGAAAACGCACGCAUGUUCUUUCAAUCCAUAGCAUCUGUCAACCGAGACAAUUACUUUGCACUGAUACAGAAACUACAAGCCAUCUUGAUGUCUGCUAAAUUUCAGUAUCUGCGAUCUCCAGUGCGAGAUCAAGUAUUCUGGCUGAUCAGCGAAUUGACCCAUUUGGGAGUUCAGCAUGUCGAUAGUCUAUACAUGAUUUUGAUGCGACAGAUUCGAGGUGGAGAUAUCAGCCAGUUCAAUACGACACUGUGCGAUCACAUAUUGCGACUCUUUGAAUUGCAUAAAUCAUGGCUAGAGACUAACCCCAAAGUGAUACCCUUUGCAGUAUACACCUUUUUACGAGCCAUUGCAGAUCAUCGCACUUCACAAUUACAGCCAUUACAGCAGAAAGAGAUCCGAUUUGUACACAUGCUGAUGAGAGAAAAGUGGAUGCAUUGCGUGCCUAUCGGUAGAGACUUGGUACGUGUGCUAAAGGAUCUAUCCACGUUACCUGAAUUCGCGCAACUAUGGGAGGAUGUGGUGAACCAUCCACACAAAUUGUCGCCUAAAUUUGGAGGCGUGCAAGCCAUGCUCAACUCACCUACACCAAGAGACUUUUUAAAGUGUCGUCUGACACCUGAUAUUGAACACAAGUUGCUUUUCAUACUACAAAACCUUCGCAUCACUCAUUUUCAGAAAAACUUGAACUGGUUCACCCAGCGAUUCCUUAGCACACCUGAAUCCGAGCCAUUUUAUGUGGACGUUGUCAGAUACCUUGUCGCUGGAUGGUAUCCGUCAAACCAGAUUCUGCAGAGUGAUAUUGUGCCUCGUUAUGUGGUGAUUGGCAGCAUGAUUCGAUCCAUCAAAAGCAAUAGUGUGGCUGCCAAUGUCAGAACGGCAUUGAUCUUUGACUGGUUGUUCUUUAAGUCGAAUGAUAAUAUCAUGUUUAUAGAACCGGCUAUGCUACUGAUGGAGCGAUCUGCUGAACGCUAUGCGCAUAUAACAGCUAGCCUGAUGCAGUAUCUUAAGCGAUCUGUGGAUGAAUACUUUCCUCCCAUGAAGGAUUACAUGUCGCAGUGCGUUGCGUGUGGCAUGCGAGUCAUGCUAUCCAAGGGUGUUAUCCGUAGUCUACUGCCUAUCUACCGAUGUCCUGCAACAGAGCAAUUGACCCGAGACAACAUGCAAGCCUUGUUUUCCGAGUUCUUGGUGGAGGAUGUGCAUCAGCAAGCACAGGGCCCACCUUCUCUGCCAUCGUCUGUUACUAUGCAUGCCUCAACUCCAUUACCACCACCAUCAGCAGCAACCAUUACUACGCCAAAACCCGAGCCUAUGGAUGUGCCAUCAGAGCAAGAUGAGGGAGAGGUGGAAGAAGGGGAGCAACGCACCAUGGACACAGCAUCCAAGACAAUGAAAGAGGACGACGACGACGAUGCUUUUCUAUACGGUGAAUCAGAUGGCAGCAGUAAGCCACAACUUGUACAAGAAAAUCAAGACAUGGAGAUGAGCAAUGACAUGGAGACAACUGAGGCUCCUCUUAUUGCUGUCUCCACAUCAGAUACAGUGGACAGUGAAACGGACGAUACCCAGAUGGAAAAAGCAGCCAUGGCAGAUGCAGACGAAGAGCAAAUGGCAACAGACGAUGAUUACGAAGACGACGACGAAUCAGCAGAGGGACUACAGAGUAAUCAGUCGUACUGGAUCUUUGGUGAUUCGUUGAAGCGAUUCAAGGAGGCCUGUCAAGCUGUAAGAGCUGCGCAGAAAGAUGCAGACAUGGAUGAGUACAAUGUGCAGAUCUUGAUUGUAAAGAGAAGCCUCAAGGAGAUUUUGGCAGUAUUCUUGAGAAUGGCGAUACCCGCAGAAACAUUAGCUAUUACCGUGGGGCCAUCCAUCCGAAAUAUGGUGUUAUCCACUUUGCUCAACUGUACGGCAACCAUGGCAACAGCAACAGACGACGAGAGCAUAUUGGCAGACGCUAGCAAAGACGCAUUUGAUCUUGUCAUGUCUACCUUUUGGAAUGUGCGCACUGUGGAUGCAUCUCGGGACAAGCUUGUGCGUUUAAUUGGAUGCAUAGCUCACACAACCAAGAUGAAAGGAAAACGACACAUGAUAGGCAUGCGUUGGUGGGCAUUCAUAGCAGCACAAUUACAACACGACAUGGAUGAUACCGAGGUUUGGUUUUCAAGCAUGUUGAAAAACUAUGAAACCUACGUAUUGCAUGCUUACGCUAUGGAAGAAUCUGAAGUGGACCAAUCCAAGUACCUGAAAGAGUAUCUACGAGGUGAUCUGGAGAUGCUUGCGGAAUACAAUGUUCCUCUGUUUAAUACCGUUAUACCUCUUAUUUACCAAUAUCUACCCAAUGCAACCGUCGGCAAUUCUGAAUUACUAAGAAUCACACUACUUGUACUUUUACCGGAUGCUAUGGGCAAGAUCGUUUGCAGCUUACACUUUGGAAACAUGCGUAUCUUUGGUGAUACGAUGGAUACCCACUUUCUGGAAACGUCAUUGUCGUUACCAGCAUAUGAGACCAUGUAUUACUGGCAGUUGCUGGCGGCAGAAAUUCAGGGCAGUACUCGGCGUAUUGAGCAAUUCUUUCAACAAGAGCAAGUGGCUACUAUUCUCAAGACUCAAUUUAAACAAGAGCUGAUGCCAUCGCUCAUGUCUAUUCUCACAUCGACUCAGCCUUCCAACGACCUGAUUCACGCCAUGAUCCGCAUCGUGCCCACACACCAUAUGCUAACACAACCUCAAGCCCAGCUCGUAUUGACUUGUUUACAAUACUGGUCUAUUCAUGCAGCAGAAUCACUUGGAUCAUCGUUGAACGAGUUGACUCUGUGGUUUAUAGAUCAAGUCGAGUCAGAGACUAAUGAGUUGGAGGAUGCUACUACAUUCCUUUCACUACUAAUUCUAUGGUGGCAUCAAAAGUCUGUUUCAGAUACAUUCAAAAACAACAAACUACUGCUAUCAAAGGCUUACGCAUUGGGCAGUUUGGUUGGACACGAGUGUCCUAAAGAAUGGAAUCAAGAGUUGCCGAGAAAGAAGAAACGAUCCAUACUUGUUGAUUCAGAGGAAGAAGACGACGCUUAG